UUAUUCUUGUUAUCACCAAAUACUAUAUAAAAGCUAAAAUCCACUUUCGUUUUCAUUUACGAUUGUAUUUACCACUUAAUUUGACUUGAGAAGUUACAAACGUUGAAGUUUUCUUUGAUUCAUAUUCACAAGAAUACUUUUGGAUUAAUUGUUCAAGGAACUGCUUGGCAAAACAAAGAUGGUACUAAGUGACCUAGAUACUCGCUUACUUAAAGAGUCAAUUCUGGGAUUAUGUCGUGAGGCGGUUGCCAACACACUUCGUCUUGAAGUUGACGGGAUAAUAUGUUUGACUAUCAACGACCAAGAUCACGUUGUGAAAAUACAUAAAUUCUUUCAUAAACCAUAUAAUCCCGAAAAUCAACCCAAUGAAACUUCCUGUGCAGCUAAAUCUGUUGCAUGCGAAAAUGUACAUGAAAGAAGAAAAGCGCCUACAACAUACGACAACGCCAAUAAGAAUAUUUCGGAUCGGAUAAAGAUUGAAGUUGAUGAUGUUUUGAUUCAACCUGAACCAGAAACUCAGGGAAACGCGAACCCCGAUAUAAAACAGGAAGAAGACAACAUGAUAGGUACUUCUUUGCAAGAGCAAAUGUCCACAACACAGACUUUCCCAGCUAUUCGUACAUUUCCUGGUCGUCCAGCCUUAGAAGAGAGGUAUAAAUCGUCUACCAUAACACAAGACAACGCCGAAAUGGAUAUUUUGAAAAAGAUAAAGAUUGAAACUGACGAUAUUUUAAUUAAAUCCGAACCAGACACUGAUGAAAACACGAAUAACGCAAUACAGCAGGAAUAUUACAGCAGGAAAGGUACUUCUCUGGAAGAACCGAAAUUUACUGCACAGGUUUCUCCAGAUAUUCGUACACUGGCUGCUCCUUCAUACUUAGAGGAGCGGUGUGAAACGUCCGGAACAACACAAUACAACGACGAAAUGCAUAUUUGA
Messenger RNA from Ruditapes philippinarum (Manila clam), 937 nucleotides. RefSeq lists its product as uncharacterized. The record is from RefSeq and is a predicted model, not a curated record. The transcript has 2 exons. NCBI's taxonomy places the organism in Eukaryota, Metazoa, Mollusca, Bivalvia, Venerida, Veneridae. The coding region runs from base 179 to 937 and encodes 252 amino acids.